AUGCCUGCACGUAAACCAACAGCUCGUUACUGUUUGUAUCGUACUUUUGUUGAUGUGUAUAUGAAAGCACAUGCGGAUGUACCUCGAAAGAUAUCACAUGCACAAGCACAAACUGAAUGGAAUCAAAUAAAAGGUGAUGAAAAAAAUGUUCAAGCAAAAAUUGAUGAAUAUACUGAAAGAUUUAAAUCAAGUAGUGCAGCUGGUUUAGGUCUUGAUGUAGAAGUUGAAAAAAAGAAAGACAAUGAUGAAGAGAAUGAAAAUGAAGAUAAUGAUGAUGGUAAUGAUGAUGAUUAUGAACCACAAAAGAAGAAACGUGGACGUAAGAAAAAAUGUGAAUCAAAUAUUGGAUUUGAAAAUGGUGGUCGUGUUUCAAAGAAACGUCGAAAACGUGAUGAAUCAUCUGAUCCAGAAUUUGAACCAGAAGAACCACCAACAAAACCAAAGGAAAAAAUGCGUACAGCUGCAGAAAUUCUUGCUAAAAAAUCUAAAGCACCAGCACAAGAAAAAGUUGCUAAUGAACUUCAUGAAAUAAAUGAACGUAUUAUACAAUUAGUUCAAGUUAAAAAUAUGGGUAUGGCAACAAAUGAACAAGAAAAACAAUUAAAAAAACUUCUUGUUGAACAGAAGAAAAAAGCAAAUGAUUUAAAAAGACUUAAAGCUGAACAAGCAGCAAAAAAGCGUUAUCGAGAAAUAAAAAAACGUAAAAUUGAAGCAUUAUGUGAAAAAAAUCCGGAAUUAGCUGCUGAAUUAAAUAAAAUCUAUCGACCUGUUAUUGGUCGACCACCAAUUGAAGAAGAAUGUCCUGAUUUAUUACAAAUCAUUGAAGAAAUUGCUAAAGUUGGUGGUGCUGCUGAUGAUAAUCGUCGUUCUGCAACAAUUCGCCCUUGUUUAACAUUAGAUGAUUUAAGAGAAAAAAUUAAAGAACGUGGUUACGAUAUCAAACGAUCAACACUUUAUUAUAGAUUAUUACCACAUCGUACAAAUUCAGUUGAUGGUAAAAAACAUGUUCGAACAGUUCCUGUCCGUCUUCGAAAAGCUUUAAAUGAUGAUCAUGGCAAACAUGAAGAUGGUCAUUUUGCAACUGCAACUAUUCGUUAUAUUAAAGAUUUAGCGGGUAUUUUUGGUAAUGAUGUUGUAUUUUUCUUAUCACAAGAUGAUAAAUGUAAAGUACCUAUUGGCUUACCAGCUGCUAAAAUUCAAGCACCUAUGCUUAUGCAUUUGGAUUAUCGUGUUCGUUUACCCGAUCACGACUGGACUGUUGCACCGCGUCAUCAACUUACACCAAGUGUUUAUGCUGCAUGUUUAAUGAAUGAAAAUAAUGAUGUCGGUUAUUCUGGUCCAACAUAUAUAGCAAUUCGUUCAGCUAAACAUGAUCGAAGUGAUGCAAAUAGUCAUUCACAUGAUUUUGAUACUCUUGUUGGUUUGAAAGAAUUUGAAAAAGCUGCACGUGAUUAUACAGGACAAGUUAAACCAGUUGUUAUUAUUACAGUUGAUGGUGGUCCUGAUGAAAAUCCACGUUUUCCAAAAACACUUGUUGCAGCUAUAAGAAAAUUUAAAAAAUAUAAUCUUGAUGCUUUAUUUGUUCUUACACAUGCACCAGGUCAAUCAGCUUAUAAUGUUGUUGAACGACGUAUGGCACCACUUUCACAUGAUUUAGCUGGUCUUAUUUUACCACAUGAUCAUUUUGGUACACAUUUAAAUGAUUCAGGUGUAACAGUUAAUGCUGAUUUAGAACGAACAAAUUUUAAAAAAGCUGGAGAAGUUCUAGCUGAAGUUUGGUGUGGAUCAGUUAUUGAUGAAUAUUCUGUUGUAGCUGAAUAUAUUGAUCCACCAGCAUCAACUCCGGAAGAAAUACGUUUAAUUGAUGCUAAACUUACUAUGACGAAUUUAUUAAAUCGUGUAUGUGAAGAAGAAGAAGAUGAAGAACCAGUGGAACAUCGUAUUCGACAAAGUGAUGAAUAUUAUCAAGAAAGAGUUCGUGCUUCACAGACUACAACUGAUGGUGACGUAUCAAAAGAUACACCAAAAUAUGAUAUUGAUGAGUAUUGGUGUGCAACACAUGUUCUUCAAACACAAUAUACAAUUCAAAUAAUUCGUUGUAAUUCAAUAUCAUGUUGUGGUCCAUGGCGUUCAAAUUAUAUUCAAGUAUUUCCACAUCGUUUUCUUCCAGCACCAGUUGCAUUUGAACGUACACCACGUGGCAUUGCCAUGGCUGAUCGUGAUUAUCAAAAAGGUGUUUUCUAUGGUUCUUUAAUUCAACGUAUACAAUUUCAUGGUGUUGUUAUGCAAUUUACACAAAAUGAUAUAUUACCAUUUGAUUAUUGUUGUUCAAGUGUACGAAAAGAAUUAAAACGACGUGUUUGUGCAAUUUGUAAACAAUAUAUUCCAUCUGCUUAUCGAAUGAAAAAUCAUUAUAAGAUUCAUCAACAACAAUAUGCAUCAAAUUGUCUUGAAUAUGAAGAAUAUAUGGUUAUAAAUGAAGAUGGUACAAUAAAUGAAGAUGAUGAAGCUGAAAUGCUUAGUUAUCAACGACCAUUACCAGGUGUUUCUGAUCCAUCAGCUAAUGGUGUUGUUAUCUUUUCAGAUAUGCUUGAUUGGUUAAAAUCUGAUUUUGAAGAACUUGAUCUUAAAGAACAAGCAUUUAAAGAAGAUUUCAAGAAAAAACAAAUGCGUUAA
Adineta steineri is the source of this 2676-nucleotide messenger RNA. Lineage: Eukaryota; Metazoa; Rotifera; Eurotatoria; Adinetida; Adinetidae. The record is from the annotation of a GenBank genome assembly.